AUGAUUAUAAAUAAUAAUAUUUCUGAUGAUGAAAUAUUUGAUGAAGUGUUUUAUACAUUAGUUUUAGAUAGCAACUUUGAGAUGCCCAUUAAUGAGGCCCAAGUAAAAAGACUUUUUAAAUAUCUUAAACGUCUUACAGCCUUUCAUGUUUUGCGUCAAAAGACAAUCAAACUUUAUGCAUACAGACAAUUUUUAACAUUUCAUUUAAAUGAAAGCUCCUAG
This is a messenger RNA of Vairimorpha ceranae, 222 nucleotides long. RefSeq lists its product as hypothetical. The record is from RefSeq and is a predicted model, not a curated record. The transcript has a single exon. Lineage: Eukaryota; Fungi; Microsporidia; Nosematidae. Bases 1 to 222 code for a protein of 73 amino acids.